Molecule: messenger RNA, 2367 nt
Organism: Vitrella brassicaformis
Lineage: Eukaryota; Vitrellaceae
Source: the annotation of a GenBank genome assembly
AAGAGAUUCAAGUCGAUGCACUCACUCACUGAUGAGUCAGUGCUCCAUGCACACACACAUGUGCCGCACCACAGAAGCACGAAAAAUCAUCAUACUCACGGGGGCCCGAAGACAGCAGAGGAAAGCGCUAGCAGCACCACACACACGCACACACAUACACAUACGCACAGUCAGAGUCAGAGUCAGAGCCGGGGUGCGCGCCAGGCGCCAGUGCUCCCGCACUCACACCGACAGGCACUCCCCACACGGACACGAACGAUCGCGCCACUGUGCACACCAUGUCAGCCAAAAUGCAGACUGACGUACUCACCGACAGAGAGAGAGAGAGAGAGACGGACAUGAGGAGAGACGAAGCGGAGAAAGACAACAAUGGUCGGAAAAAGAUCACCAGGACACACAGACACACACACACAUGGACGCACGGACAACCCCAAGCACAACCACACAACGUCGUGUACGGGUCACGUCACCUACCACAAACUCACAUUCACGUAGACACGGCAACCUCAGUCAGUGAGUGACAAAUGAAGCGACAAUGAGUCGCGAUAAAAAGACGGCGAGUCUCACAUACAUCACAUCUGUGCGCCGGUUCCCAUCUGUUCGUCAACACAUAUGAGACGACAUGGUCUCCUUGCGGGUACGCAAAGAGGCCAUCACGUCGCAUGGCGUCGACGAAGAGAAUGGGGAAGCAACACGACACACACGCCACAAGCAGCAGGCAGAGCAUUUCUGAGCCAGCUCAGCUCAGAAGGAAAAAGACAGUCAGACGUCGCACACGGGCUUCAAAAUCCCCCCACCUCCUUACAAGCGACAGACACACCACCACCACCACCACCCAAUAUAUCAUUUAAAGGUUGGCCGACACGAAUCGACCUGGACAGUCGACUGUCGACCCACUACUACCCCUCUGCAGCCCCGCGGUAGUAGACAUGGCCUCCACCCCUCGCGCACGCGACACGUGGUACUCGUCGCCGCGAUAGUCGGCAAUCCGGGGGUUCAGCCGCAGCCUGGCCGCAUGCGGCCGCCAGCCCGUCCUCGGAGAGAUGAACUGCGCAAACGUGUGCUGCCGACGCAGGGGGGCCGAGGGGAUGGGGGUCGUCUCCGUUUGGUUGCGGAGGGGGGAGAUGGCCUCUGGGGGAGGGGGGCAGGGGGCCGACCGAACCACAGAGCUCGGGGACAGCGGAUCUCCUCGCGUGGAUGAUGAGCUUGGGCGCUGGUCCUCUUCUUCACCUUGCUCGAAAAUAAUGCUGGUGGUGGGCUCGGGGUGGUGCUCAGCCAGGGUGGGUAGGUGUGACCGUCGCCUGAAUGGGUUGCGGUUGAACGGGUUGCGGAAUGCCGACAGCCACGGGAUGCCGCGUCUGCCUCGGUUGGGGCUUCUGGUCCCCUCCACGGGGAUCGGCGUGGCUGCGGAAAGGGUGGGCAGGGGGGCUGCGUCGGGAGUGGCCCUUUCAGACACACUCUCGCCCUCCGUCCUGUCAGGCAGUUGCCUGCCUGGCAACUCAUUGCCCGACGGCGGCAGUGGCGACAGCUCCUCUCCGACGGCUUCGUCCUGGUCGUCGUCGCUGGGCCGCGAGAGGGUCUCGGGGAUGGACGGCAUGGACUGCAUAGGCCCCAGGAAGGAGGGAAUCGGCGCGUAGUCGGAGGGAGACGAGCGGGACGGGUGGCUGGCCACAGAGCUCAUGUUGGAGGGGGUGAGGAAGCUCCCUGGCGUCAGCCGGUCAGACCCGUCAGCCACUGACAGAUGAGGGCUCGCGGGGCGGCCAUAGCCGCGAUAGGUGUUGUGGGCGUCGGCCAGGGGCGUCAGCAAGUGGGAAGAGUUGCCCGGCGAGCCCCGUCUAGAGGGGAAGGCGCCUGCCUGGCUGUCGCCCGCUUCGCUCGCCACAUCGGUGUUGAGAAUGGGGAAGUAGGGGAUGGGGGCAUAGUCUCGCUCUGAUGAGUGGGUCCGUGCGACCCAGGGGCUGGAGGUGCCGGGUGUGCGCCAUGAGAGUGCGGCGACACUGCCGCCGCUGCCGCUGGGCGUGUGGUGCCGCCUGGCGGCGGUGACGUUGCGGAUGCGGUUGGUGCGGGUCUCCAUGUCGGUGGUGGGCAGCGUGUUGGGCUUGCUGCUGUGCGAACUGACACACACGGACAAUACAGGACAGGACAGGCAACGCGAGUGAGUCAGUGGAAGAACAACAACAGUCGAUGCAUUCAUUUCUCUCUCUCUGUUAUCCACCUGUAAGUGUCUGGAAUGUUGUCCAUCCAGAGGCAUGGGUCACUGCCGUUGCCGUUCCAGCUCCACGACGCAGGCUGCCGGCCGUGCCGACCCAGGGGGUCUUCAGAGGCGCUCGAACCGAUCCAGGGAGGCAUCGUCUGUGCGGACGCCAU